Messenger RNA from Cuscuta europaea, 4509 nucleotides. Lineage: Eukaryota; Viridiplantae; Streptophyta; Magnoliopsida; Solanales; Convolvulaceae. The record is from the annotation of a GenBank genome assembly.
UCUAAUUUGCUACUCUGGCGCUCCUUUCCAAAGAGCCCCUGCUGGUAUGCGGCCUUUAUCAUCUCACCACCCGCACCACUAACUAGCCCACCUCAGCCUCUAGAUGCUCUGCGCCGCCGCUCACCGGCGAACAAAUGAACUGUACAGCCAUCUCGCUCUUUACAUCUUCUGCUCCUUUCUCCCAUCCAUCCCUCAUUUCCCCAGUUUACACUAACAACGGGCUCCACUCUAAGAAAUCCACAAUCAACUCAUCACCAAAAUGUAAAGAAUUUAGAACUUUCUUUCGUGUUCGGAAAGAUUACUCACCAUUUGGGAAUCCGGAGUCUUCAUCGAUCAAUUUCAUAGGCGGAACUUCACCAAGCACGUCUGUAUAUAACAAUGACGAGAGUGUGCUCAAUCUUAUUACGAAGAACAUUUUAUACGCACUGUUCUGCACUGCUCUCGGCAUUUUCCCGAUCAUCGGGCUUCGUGUUCAGCCAGCUGUGGCCGCCCCUGCAAUGAUAACCAAGCUAUUUCGGAUGUCUGAGAAGGGUACCAAAGGGAAAACCGGUAAGGAGGACGUGAAUGUCCAUGAAUACUCGCACUGCACUAAGAGAUUGCUAGCUACUGUUUCCGAGUUGCUUAAGGCCAUAGAAAUGGUGGAGUCGGGAAAAUGGAGCACAGAUACUAUGGAGGAUAAGCUAGAUGAUGUGAUAAAUAGAAGGAAGGAGUUGCAAGAGGAGAUUAUGAACGGUUUAUAUGCGAAAUUGGUGGUUUUGAAAAAAGAGAAAGCCAUGUUGGUCAUUCAAACGAAGGAGAUUCUCGAAUCCAUGCUGAGAGCAAAAAGGGAAGAAGAGAGUUUGAUGAGAAAAGUUCUACGGAGAGACAGUGCUUUACAGGGGAAAAUGGUUAAGGUUCAGGAAAAAAUUAACAGGAUUGAUGAGGAGUAUAAUAGGGUCCGGAUGAAAAUUUACCAAAUUGAAGAUGAAAUUUCAAUGAGAGAAGCAGUAGCACUGGGCAUUGGCACUAGAGAGCUAUUGUCAAUUGAGAGGGAAUGUGUAGCCUUUGCUGUGGAAGUUUUAGAGGAAACUAGGAUAUCAGGGAGUUCAAGUAUGCAUCCCAGCCCUCUGUCCAAGCUUUCCAGAUCCGAGAUAAAGGGAAAACUCCUACACUCUCAAAGACAGUUACAGCAAGGGGCACUUUUAGAUAAUAUUUUGCAAGAAUAUAUUGGAAAUGAUGAAGAGUUAGUUGGUCUUGCUCAACGCGUAAAGCAAGUUCUUCAGGAAUCACAUGAGAUGCAAAGCAAUAUGGAGUCUCAUAUAAGAGAAAGAAUGAAAAGAUACGGGGAUGAAACUAAGUUUGUUGUAAACACGCCUGCGGAUGAAGUUGUCAAGGGCUUCCCAGAAAUUGAGUUAAAGUGGAUGUUUGGAAACAAAGAGGUUGUUGUUCCAAAAGCAGUUGCCAUUCACUUAUACCAUGGCUGGAAGAAAUGGAGUGAUGAAGUCAAAAGAGACCUCAAAAGAAAGUUGAUGGAAGAUGUUGACUUUGGUAAAAAAUAUGUUGCCGAAAGGCAGGAACGGAUUCUUCUAGAUCGAGAUAGGGUGGUGUCGAAGACAUGGUACAAUGAAGAAAGAUAUAGGUGGGAGAUGGAUCCAGUAGCUGUUCCGUAUGCUAUCUCUAGGAAGCUUGUUGAGAGGGCUAUAAUAAGGCAUGAUUGGGCUGUCAUGUUUCUUAACCUUAAGGGGGAUGACAAAGAAUAUUAUGUUGAUAUUAAGGAAUUUGACAUGAUUUUUGAAGAAUUUGGAGGGUUUGAUGGAUUGUAUUUGAGAAUGAUCUCCUCUAAAAUCCCAACUGUUGUCCAGCUGAUGUGGAUUCCUUUCUCUGAGAUGGAGGUCCAUCAACAAUUUCUGGUGGUUGCAGAUAUUUUUUGUCGAUGCUUAGCAGGACUGUGGAAUACUAGCAUCAUUUCAAAUGGAAGGGACUGGGUUUCCAGCAGAGUCGGUGUUACAAUGGAUGACAUAAUGAUGAUAGUUGUUUUUCCCUUGGUGGAGUUUGUCAUCCCUUACCCGGUAAGGAUGCACUUGGGUAUGGCUUGGCCUGAGUAUUCAGAUCAAAAUGCAUCCUCUUCGUGGUACUUGAAGUGGCAAGCUGAGGCCGAAAUGAAUUUUAGAUCAAGAAAGCAGGAUGGACUUAUGUGGUAUAUGAGGAUUUUAAUUAGAACUGUAAUAUAUGGGUAUGUGCUGUAUCAUAUUGUUAGCUUUAUGAGGAGGAAAAUUUCAAGAGUUCUUGGUUUUGGGCCGAUUCGAAGAUAUCCAAACUUCAAGAAAUUGAAGAGAGUGAAAACAUACUUUGAUUAUAGAACAAAGAAAAUAAAACGUAAGAGAAGAGGUGGUAUUGAUCCAAUCAGCACAGCUUUUGAUCAAAUGAAGAGGAUAAAGAACCCACCUAUAAGGUUGAAAGACUUUGCAAGUGUUGAGUCUAUGAAAGAAGAAAUCAAUGAAGUGGUGGCAUUCUUGCAAAAUCCACGUGCCUUUCAAGAAAUGGGAGCUCGUGCCCCUCGGGGUGUUCUUAUUGUGGGUGAAAGGGGAACUGGGAAGACUUCUCUUACAUUGGCGAUAGCUGCGGAGUCGAGGGUUCCAGUUGUCGAAGUUAAAGCACAACAGUUGGAGGGUGAUUUAUGGGUUGGACAGAGUGCAUCAAAUGUUAGAGAGCUAUUUCAGACAGCUCGUGAUCUGGCACCUGUCAUUAUCUUUGUGGAGGAUUUUGACCUCUUUGCUGGUGUCAGAGGCAAAUAUAUUCACACAGGGAAGCAAGAUCAUGAAGCUUUUAUUAAUCAACUUUUGGUGGAGCUUGAUGGCUUUGAGAAGCAAGAUGGUGUGGUCUUAAUGGCUACAACAAGAGAUCUCAGUCAAAUUGAUGAAGCAUUGCAACGUCCUGGUAGGAUGGAUAGAAUAUUUCAUCUUCAACAACCGACCCAGGCAGAAAGGGAAAGCAUAUUAAAGAUUGCUGCUAAAGAAACCAUGGACGAGAAGCUUAUUGAUUCUGUUGACUGGACAAAGGUUGCUGAGAAAACAGCUCUUUUACGCCCCAUAGAACUAAAGCUUGUUCCUGUGGCCUUAGAAGGUAGCGCCUUCAGAAGUAAAUUCCUUGAUUCUGAUGAACUCAUGAGCUACCGCAGCUGGUUUGCCACCUGUGAUGGCCUUGUCCCCAAGUGGGUGAGGAAAACAAGAAUUGCAAAGAGAUUUAGCAAAAUGUUGAUAAAUCAUCUUGGGCUUUCAUUGACGAAAGAGGACAUGCAUAAUGUGGUUGACCUGAUGGAACCAUAUGGUCAGAUAAGCAAUGGAAUAGAAUUUCUAAAUCCUCCUUUAGAUUGGACAAAGGAAACAAAGUUUCCUCAUGCUGUUUGGGCUGCAGGUCGCAGUUUGGUUGCUCUGCUUCUACCCAACUUUGAUGUUGUUGAUAAUAUAUGGCUUGAACCUUUCUCUUGGGAGGGAAUUGGGUGCACAAAGAUCACAAAGGCCAGAAAUGAAGGUUCAAUUAAUGGGAAUGUUGAGUCAAGAUCAUAUCUUGAAAAGAAACUUGUAUUUUUCUUUGGAUCUUAUGUUUCAGCUCAGCUGUUGCUUCCAUUUGGAGAGGAUAAUGUUCUUUCUGAAUCCGAGUUGAAGCAGGCACAGGAGAUAGCUACUAAGAUGGUGAUUCAGUAUGGUUGGGGGCCUGAUGACAGCAGCCCAAUAAUUUACCACCAUGGCAAUACGGUUACAACUUUGAGUAUGGGAAACAAAAAUCAAUAUGAGCUGGCUGCAAAAGUCGAGAAGAUGUACUAUCUUGCUUAUGAAAAAGCAAAAACAAUGCUUCUAAGCAACCGUGAUGUACUUGAGAAGAUUGUUGAAGAAUUGCUGGAAUGUGAAAUCCUAAGUGGCAAGGAUUUAGAAAGAAUAUUUGCUAAGAAUGGUGGGAUUAGAGAAAAGGAACCUUUCUUCCUUUCUAGCAUGCAUAAACAACAGCCUGUUGCACAUUUUCUUAAAGAAAAUGGAAAUGUUCAUCAACUUCACUUUUAAGUGUGGCAAAUGGUUGAAGAAGAUCAUACAGAUUCCUUUGUGGUGUAUCCAUCCAAAAAGAUCAUAUAAAUAUUAAAUAACAGCACAGCCACAGAGGCAUUGCCCGGCGGUCGAGACGCGUAUAGAUUUUUUGCAUCUUCAAGUUAAGAAGCUUGUUUGGAAUAUGAGGAAGGCAAGAGGAUUCCAUUUUCCUUCUCAACUCGAUUGCAAGGUUCCAUCACUACAGCAGGGGUGGCUUUUGUACAAACUCUAAUGAGGGGGGGGGGGGGUGUUAAGGCAUGUGCAUUUAUUUAUUUUUUACAUGUUCGUCUGAUAUAAAGCUUGAGCAAGUAGAGGCAGUAUUUUAUAAUAUUAUUGUCAAUCGUUCUUUUUUCUGAUGUCAUUCAAUUCUAGAAUAUGAGAAGUGGGAAUUUACAUUCCAUUUUUUGUGCAAUGUGAAAAUACAGUGAUAAAUCUAUUUGUCCUAAAAAAU